This is a messenger RNA of Cuscuta epithymum, 857 nucleotides long. The record is from the annotation of a GenBank genome assembly. NCBI's taxonomy places the organism in Eukaryota, Viridiplantae, Streptophyta, Magnoliopsida, Solanales, Convolvulaceae.
GUACUAAAAAUAUAGACAACCAUCAAAGUCAUUUUCAACCUACUCUUCAAUUUCAACUUCAAAAGUCUCCUUUUUAUCUAUAAUACACAGGAAAAGGAACUGAUCGAAGUAGCUGGUAAAACUAAAACCUGCAAAUUUAAGAUCUCUCAAGAAGAAACAGAGAGUUUGACCAUGGAUUUCAUAGCCCAACUGCAAAACCAAUUUGUAGCUUUCAUGAAUUCUCUGUAUCGUGAGGGCUUUUUGGAUGAGCAGUUUCUGCAGCUUCAGAAAUUGCAAGAUCAGAGCAACCCAGAUUUUGUACUUGAAGUUGUUUCACUUUUCUUUAAAGAUUCUGAGAUAUUGCUACACAAUAUGGCCAAUGCCCUUCAACAACAACUGGUAGAUUUCAAGCAGGUUGAUGCGCAUGUCCACCAGCUCAAAGGAAGCAGUUCCAGCAUAGGUGCACAAAGAGUAAAGAAUGCAUGUAUUUAUUUUGGAAAUUAUUGUGAGGAGAAGAGCCGUGAUGGAUAUAUGAGAUGUCUCCAACAGCUGAACCGUGAAUAUAUACUUGUGAAAAAGAAGCUCCAAACCUUAAUAAAUCUUGAGAAACAGAUCGCAGCCGUCGGUGGCACGGUACCGGUUUUGUCAUGUAUGCGUUGACUCGAAUCCAGAGUUUCUAUGUCCUGUGAUAUUUGAUGGCACCAAAUGAGAUAUUACAUUACAAAUUGUUGUUAUAUGAUUCUGAGAUCUUAGGUCCAUGGUAUAUUGUAGAAAUGUAUAAGUGCCAAAUUAUCACAUCUUGUUAUAUGUUAUUCUUGAAAAUUUAGAAUUUGCAUCUGCUUAAAAUUUAUAACAGUCUAAGUUUGAUUAUCUUUACC